This is a messenger RNA of Rhopalosiphum padi (bird cherry-oat aphid), 5319 nucleotides long. RefSeq lists its product as uncharacterized. Gene Ontology annotation, molecular function: RNA binding. The transcript is spliced from 5 exons. Gene Ontology annotation, cellular component: ribonucleoprotein complex. The record is from RefSeq and is a predicted model, not a curated record. Bases 970 to 4449 code for a protein of 1159 amino acids. NCBI's taxonomy places the organism in Eukaryota, Metazoa, Arthropoda, Insecta, Hemiptera, Aphididae.
CCAUAAUAAUGCGACGUACAUAAUAUCAUAUUAUUAUAAUAGUCAUAAUACAAAUAAUAAUAAAAAUAUUAUAAAUAAAUUACAAUAUACACCGCUGUACGGUAUUGAGUAUACACCGUGUUUAGUCGCGUUUACCGGCUGUUAAUAUUAUUAUUAUUAUUAUUUAUUACUAUUAUUACUAUUAUCCGAACGCUUUCAGGCUUCGAUGCCAUAAUUUUGCCGUCCGUACACCGCACCGCGGCCAUCGUAGUCGAGUUGUUUUGGUACGCAUUACGCCAUUACGAGUACACGGCUACGGUACAGUGACGCCAGUGAGUGCACUGCCAUAUUGUCAUGACGCGUACUUACGAUAAAAUUGUUGUUGUCGUAAUCGAACGAAAACGUUUUAAUGUCAUGAUUUUAUAGUUUGUACACAUUGUUGUAUAAUGCCAAUAGAUGAAACACACUCGUCCUACGACGUGCACGCGAAUUUUAUUUCAAUUAUCUUCAUUUGAUUUAAUUUCUAUUUUUUUGAUUUUAUAUUAACUUCAUUUUCAUCUCGCCACUCGUCCGCAGAGACUUUUUUUUUAAUUUUAAUUUUUUCAAAUUUUUCUAUUACGCGCCGCGGCUGCGCUCGUUCCAACUCAGUGUUUAUUUAGUAUUUGUUGGUCUGAUUUAUCAUAUCAUAUCGAGUAAAAGUUAUUAUGGAAACACAUAUGCAUUGAAUGUAUUUCUUGCCGUUGUAUACCCAGCAUCACCGUCAACAGAGACCCGCUACUUCUACUACUGCUACUACUAAGAUUACUGCUACUACAACACUUCUGCAGUCUGUGAGAAAGCAAUCAUUAAGAAAUCCUAGUUAAAUUUAUUUGGACAUACACAUUUGCCAAUUGAGCAUUAGUCAUUGCCAUUUAUUGCUCAAGAUACACAACGCUUGUUAAGACGACUUAGAUAAUAAAUUAUAUCAAUUAAGAAAAAUAAGUUACCAUCAUGAGUGUAAUAAUUAGAUUGCAAAAUCUGCCUUGGGCGGCCAACGCCGCGGAUAUUAGACAGUACUUCCAAGGGUUAUCGAUACCCGAAGGUGGAGUUCAUAUCGUCGGGGGUGAAAAAGGCGACGUCUUCAUCUCUUUCAGUACUGACGAAGACGCUAGACAGGCUAUGCUUUCGGACGGUGGAUGCAUCAAAGACGUGCAGAUCAGACUUCUGUUGAGCUCGCGUAAUGAGAUGCAAAAAGUAAUCGAUACAGCCCGACAACAAACCUUGUAUAACGCAUACAUGCAGCAAAAUUUGAUGCAACAGCCUCAGAUCCCCAUAGUUGGGUCAUUGCAGCCACCGUUGACUGCUAAGGUAUAUAUACAGAAUACUUGUAUAUAUUUGCGUCCGAACAAUGAAGUCGAUCCCGUUGUCCUACCGCAGCCACAACAACAGGUGAGGCCCGACCGACUCGGUGCGCAGAUGUUGCGCAGACAACCCUUAAUGGACAACAUGUCGGCACUUAUGCCCCAAGACAAACAGCAACAAAUGCAGCAACAGCUUUUGUCUCCAAAAUCAUUGGAGAACAGAGAUCGUGACGAUAAGAGCCACAAACGUAGUGACCGAUCUCGGUCGAAAUCCCGAGAACGGCGGUCCAAGUCGUCACGUAGUGGUGGUGGUGGUAGUGGUAGACGGGAAAGGUCGAGGUCUAGAGACCGGCGGCGCCGGGACCGGAGCCGUGGGAGAGACAGGUCUAGGGAUAGGUAUCGCGGCGAUGGCAGAAACUCGUCGAGCCGAGGAAGUGGAGGCAAAUCGCAAAGGUCACGGUCACCAGUCGCCAACAAAGGGGCAGACGGUAAGUUGAUCGGCGAUCAACAGGCUCAAAUCAAUCCUUGGUCCUGUCAAUAUGACAACAUGCAGCAACAGCAGGCAGCGAUGGCUGGGGUAGAAAAUCAUCAGCCAGCCACGAUGAUGAACAACGCAAUACCCGGCAGCAUUGCCGGAUUCCCGCAAUUUAGGUCGCCACCCCAGCCACCCAUCAUUCCCGUCAUACUUCCUCAGAAUUCUUUUCAUCAACAACAACAACAACAACAGCAGCAGCAGCAGCCACAACAACCGCCGCCGCUAAUGAAUCGAUGGCCAUCGAGUGGCGGAAACCGCCCACAUCAGCAGCAGCAGCAGCCGUACGUUCCUGACAAUGAUUUCCGCGCUAACGUAUAUGGAGGUGGCGGUAGUGAUGACGAGGACGAUCGACAAACCGAAUUCGACAACAAUUUUCACGGAAGGUAUAACGAUAACUCCGCACCGGGUAUGAGAAGAGGACCGCCUGGACAAGAUUUCCGAGAGCAACGAGGUUUCGGCCCGAACCGAGGAGGUCCUAGAUUUCACAAACCGCAACAGGCCGUGCCGCCCGUUGUGGGACAGCAUAACCGCGGUGGCGGUGCAGGUCAACGGUCGUUCGACGAGUUCGGUAACAGCAAUGGACCCAGGUUCAACCAUCAGCAGCAUCAACAGCCACCAAGGUAUGGUGGCCACAACAUCCAAGAAGGUGGUGGGAGAGGAGGCAGACCAUCCAGGUUCAGCUCGAUCAACGAAAAUGGUAAGCCUUAUUCCAGGUUUAAUCAAGCUCCACAGCAGCAGCAGCAGUCUCGUCGAGACAAUGACGAAGGGCCCUUCGACGAUUCUAAAAGAAUACCACCCCGGUACAACGACCGGUACAGGUACGACGUUCGGAACGCGCAAGUUCCUCACUCUGAAGGCUUGUGUGUGGAGGUAAACAACAUGUCCAAUCCGUUCUCGUACGGGGACAUCCGGAAACUGUUUGAGGGCAUACAUAUCGAUGGGUCCGCGAUCAAGAUCCAAAAACACCGUCAGGGCGUGGCGUUCGUCCGGUUUGAUAACAACAACAACAAGAACUUGGCCAUGAAAGUCAACGGGACCGCGUACAAAGGUAACCACGUGGUAGUCAAACACCUGGACGACGAGGCGUACGAGCGGGAUAACACGGACGACCGGCCGUAUCCGUCUACGGCGGUGGCUCCGAACAUAGUCGAUCACGUGGACUUGGUGGACGACGACGACGAAGAAGAAGGCACAACUGAUCAGCCAGCGGUAUCGUCUGACAAAAAGAAAUCGAACAGGUCUAAAACCGAAGACGAAGGAAGCGACGACGAUGACGACGACGACAACAACGAUCUGGUAGUGUGUGAAAAAACAUCUAACAAGGAAGUGUUGUCGACCGAAGACGGUGGCGACGAACAACGGAAAGAUCCGCCGACCAAAUAUCUGAAACUCAAACAGCUGCCGGUCACAGUGACCGAGGAAGACGUGAUGAACGAGUUCGACGGUGGCAGCGACGUGCGCCGCGUGACAUUCUAUCCGGAUGGCGAGUUCAUGGGCGCCGCGCUCGAGUUUACUAACAUGGAAGCUGCCGAAUCGGCGCUCAAGCGAUACGACUGCGUCUUGUUGGGCUCUACGCCUGUGCCCGUGCUGCGGUGCUCCUACAAAGAGUACACGCAGAUAAAGCGCAAAUCCGGCGGCGGCGGCAGACGUUUUUCGAACGACAACAGCGGUGGCGGCGGCCGUCACCACCAUCACAGUCACCACCACCACGGCAACAACAACCACCACCAACAGGCGCCGUCGUCUUCUUCGCCCGUGCCGGUGGCGCCGCCGCCCCCGAACGUUUCGGGCGGUGCGCCGGUCGUCCGGUCCAACUGCCUGUACGUGUACGGCUUGCCGACGACCGUCACCAACACGGACAUCACUCAGUUCUUCUCCGACUCGUCCGUGUUGCCGGACAAGAUACACAUUAUGCUCAGCAAGUUCGGCCGUCCCACCGGCGAGUCGUACUGCGAAUUCGGGUCCGCGCAACAGGCGAGCGCGGCCAUGGUCAAGAACCAAACGUACAUGGGGCCGAACCUCGUGUGCGUCGAGCCCAUCAAUCGGUCGUUCAUGAUCCAGGCCAUUACCAAACCGAUGCAACAGCACUGCAACAACCAUCACCAGGAUAUGUCCUGGGGCGGCGGCGGAGGACCGCCGUCCAGGCAACAGCACCACCACCAGAGGCCCCAGCAGUACGGAGGUCACAACAACGGCGGACCGCCGUACGGCGGUGGCGGUGGCGGAGGCCGGCCGCAGCAGCAACAGUUCAACAUGAACAACGGCGGAGGUCGCGGCGGCGGCGGUGGCGGUUACACGCCCAGGAUACGCGGUCCCGGACCCGGGCCGAACGCCGGUCCCGAAGGGUUCGGACAGCCCGGGUGCGUGAUCGCGCUGGACAACGUGCCGUACAGGGCCGACGUCCAGCAGAUCGUGGAUUUCUUCGAAGGUUUCGAAUUGAACAGUCAGAACGUGAUCCGGCGGUUCAACGACUUCGGCAAGCCGACCGGCGAAGCGCGCGUCAACCUCAGGAACCCGCAGGAGGCGUCGCGGGCCGUCCGGGCGCUGCAGAACAAGUCGAUCUUCAACAGGCCGGUGCGGCUGACGCUCUUGUAAAUCUCCAAACAAUCGACCGACCGACUAUUGCUGUUUUUUGUUGUUGUUGUUACGACAAAGUUGUCUUUCCACUAAUAAUGUGCACUCGAGUGCAACAAUGUUUUGAAAUAAUAAUAAUAAUUAUAUGUGUUCUAUGUAAUAUUCGUGUCAACUGUUUUCCUGAAACUUCGGCUAGAUGUAUCGAUUUUAUUUUGAUUUCGAUCGCUCUGAUUAUACACGCGGUGUGCUAAACGUAUUAUAACAACUAUAUUAUUCUUCGAGCGCUUUACGAUUUAAUUUAAGCCGAAUGCAUGAUGUAUAAUUUGUAUCUAUUUUAAUAUCGUUAUAAUAUUUUUAUUAUGUAUGUUUGUAUAAAUAAAAUGAAAUAAAUAUGUACCAAAUAUCUAUAAUUUUAAAUGUAUUUUUAUUGCGACUAUAUAUAAAUAUUAACUAUAUAAUAAGUAAUAACUAAUAAGAAAUAAUUUAUAAUAAAAUAUUGUAAUAUCAUUUUUAAAGACUAACAUAAUAAAUUUUGUAUUUAGAAUUUUGUUGAUCAACCUAUGUUGGUCAACUGUGUUAUUGUAAACAUUUUCGUAGUAGAAAGGUUAUUUGAAACUGUGUCUCCGAUCAUUUUUACCGUUAAAAUGGGCGGUGGUCGUUAGGGCGACUAUCAUUUGUACCGUUAGGGCGGGUGAAUUUAUUUUUACCUAUAUGCGAGGUAAAAACCUGGUGACAGAUACAACAGAUGACAUUAUAGCUAAACAUUAUUAAUCACUAUUAUCGAACAUUUAAAUAAUUCAUUGUUGAAUGUGUAUAUGAGCAUUUUAAUACAAAGCCAAUAGAUUACUUUAGAAUGUGAUGCUAAUAUAUUGUACGUAAUUUUAUUUAUAA